Messenger RNA from Thalassophryne amazonica, 8655 nucleotides. RefSeq names its product dedicator of cytokinesis 4b (gene dock4b). The transcript has 53 exons. NCBI's taxonomy places the organism in Eukaryota, Metazoa, Chordata, Actinopteri, Batrachoidiformes, Batrachoididae. The coding region runs from base 172 to 6111 and encodes 1979 amino acids. The record is from RefSeq and is a predicted model, not a curated record. Gene Ontology annotation, cellular component: cytoplasm; plasma membrane. Gene Ontology annotation, molecular function: small GTPase binding; guanyl-nucleotide exchange factor activity; GTPase activator activity. Gene Ontology annotation, biological process: small GTPase-mediated signal transduction; cell chemotaxis.
CGUAUCACUAGUAGCAGGAGCAGCAGCAGCAGGAGGAGCAGCGCUCCUUUCUCCUCCGUAAUCCAAACAAUGACUCCUGCUCCUACACGGAGGAAAGCGGAGCACUAGAAUGCGUUUAACGGCACAAAAACCCCGCGUUUCGCUGCCAUUCCGAGCGUAAAAACGAUAAAAAUGUGGAUACCUACAGAACACGAAAAAUACGGCGUCGUGCUGGUCAGUUUUCGUGGGACCGUCCAGCACGGCCUCCCGCUGGAGAUAGGAGACACUGUGCAGAUCCUGGAGAAAUGUGAAGGCUGGUACAGAGGAUUCAUCCUGAAGAACCCAAAUGUCAAGGGAAUAUUCCCGUCCAGCUACAUCCACUUGAAGAAUGCCCACGUCAAGAAUAAAGGGCAGUUUGAGACGGUGAUCCCGGUGGAAGAUUCAGUCAUCACGGAGAUGACGUCAACGUUACGAGAUUGGGGAACCAUGUGGAAGCAGCUCUAUGUGAAGAGUGAGGGUGAUUUAUUCCACCGGCUUUGGCAUGUGAUGAAUGAAAUCCUGGACUUGAGGAGGCAGGUGCUGGUGGGUCACCUCACCCAUGACCGCAUGAGGGACGUUAAACAGCACAUCACAGCGAGACUGGACUGGGGCAACGAACAGCUUGGCUUGGAUCUGGUUCCCAGGCGAGAGUUCAGCAUGGUGGACCCAGAUGAAAUCAGCGUCACAGAACUUUACAGACUGAUGGAACAUCGGCAUCGUAAGAAAGACACCCCUGUGCCUGCUAGCACGCACCACUUGUUUGUUCAUGUCAAGACCCUGAUGAGUGCCAAUCUGGGGGAGGAGCUCGAAGUCUUUUUCCACAUUUAUGAUGGACGGGAGAACCGACCACUCAGUGAGCGGUUCUUUGUCAGGCUGAAUAAGAACGGUUUACCAAAGUCGCCAGAGAAGACCGAACGGCAGUGCACGCUGUUUGUGGAUUUGGGAAGCAGUGAUCUGCGGAAGGAUGUCUACAUUGUUGUGCACAUCAUAAGAAUAGGGCGGAUGGGAGCAGGAGAGAAGAAGAACCUGUGCAGCGUACAGUACAGGAGGCCGUUUGGAUGUGCUGUGGUCAGCAUUGCAGACCUCCUCACUGCAGACUCCAAGGAUGACCACCAGCUCAAGGUUUACACGUGUAAUACUGAGAGCGAGUGGUACCAGAUCCAUGAGAAUAUCAUCAAGAAGGCUAAUUCCAGGUACAACCUGUCUGGCUCCAACACCGGCCUGGCUGUGGCUCUGCAGCUCCUCCACGGAGACAUAGAGCAGCUGAGACGGGAAUAUAUGGUCCUCUUCACUCGGGGUGUGUCCAUCACCAGGAAACUGGGCUUCUCUGAUGUCAUCAUGCCAGGCGAGAUGAGGAAUGACCUUUACAUCACACUGGAAAAAGGAGAGUUUGAUAAGGGUGGGAAGAGCGUGGCCAGAAAUGUGGAGAUCACCGUUUGUGUGCUGGAUGCUGACGGUCAGAUCAUCAAGAGUCACGUGGCCGCCGGCUCCGGCGAACCGGGAGCAGACGAGUACCACUCGCUGGUUCUGUACCACAACAACAGCCCCCGCUGGGCCGAGCAGAUCAAGCUGCCCAUCCCGGUCGACAUGUUUCGGGGUUCACACGUCCGCUUUGAGUUCCGCCACUGCUCUACCAAAGACAAGGGAGAGAAGAAACUGUUUGGCUACUCCUUUGUACCUCUGAUGCAAGAGGAUGGCAGGACUCUGCCAGAUGGCACCCAUGAGCUCAUUAUCCAUAAGUGCGACGAGAACACCAAUUUGUCAGAUUGUUCGCGCUACCUGAAGCUCCAAUUUUCCAAGCCCAAUUUCCCGUCCAACAACCAGACCCUCAAAGGAGCCAAGGAGUCAUUCUGGAUCACCAGCUUUCUCUGCUCCACCAAACUCACACAGAACGGUGAUAUGCUGGACCUGCUGAAGUGGCGAGCCCACCCCGAAAGGAUCAGCGACAGCCUCUCAAAGCUCAAAGAGAUCGAUGGCUCAGAGAUUGUGAAGUUUCUACAGGACACUCUGGACACUCUCUUUGGCAUUCUGGAUGAAAGCUCCCAGAGAUACGGCCUUAAAGUGUUUGACUCGCUGGUCCACAUCAUCAACUUGCUCCAGGACAGCAAAUUCCAGCACUUCAAACCAGUAAUGGACACUUACAUCGAGAGUCACUUUGCCGGAGCGCUGUCCUACAGGGACCUCAUCAAAGUGCUGAAGUGGUACGUGGACCGAAUUGUCGACGCGGAGCAUCAGGAACACAUACAGAAAGUGCUCAAGGCAAGCGAGUACAUCUUCAAGUACAUUAUCCAGUCUCGCCGGCUCUUCUCCUUCGCCACAGGAGGCCAGAACGAGGAGGAGUUCAGAGUGUGCAUCCACGAGCUCUUUAUGUCUAUUCGCUUCUUCCUCUCCCAGGAAAACAAAGGCACCAGUCCCAUGGCGCAAACGCAGGCGGUGUUCCUGCGAACAUUCCCAGCUAUUUACAGUGAGCUGUUAAAGAUCUUCACUGUGCGGGAGGUGGCCGGCUUUGUCAAGGAGACGCUGGGCUGCCUGCCCACCACUGUCCAUCCUGACUGCCCCCUGCAGGCCGUUAAGCUGCAGUCCAUCGUCAAGACAGUGGAAAGCCAGCUUUACAUCAACCCAGAGUCGCGAUGCAUCCUGCUGCCGGUGGUGCUGCGUGUCCUCCAGGUGCACAUGCAGGAGCAGAAAGACCUGGUGAUGUGCGCUCGCAUCCUCACCAGCAUGCUGUCGCUCAUCAAGAAGGAGGAGAAUGGCGCCGCAGAGCCGGUGGUGUCUGAGGAGGUGGAGCUGAUCAUGGAGAGCCUGCUGGGAGUUUUACUCAGGACCAUCCUGGAAAUUAGCAACCACCCCCAGCCUGCUGGUCCCACCAUGAGACUCCAGUUCCAGGAUGUAACGGGAGAGUUUGUGGCGUGUCUGUUGGCCCUCCUGCGACAGAUGAGUGACAGACAUUACCAGCAGCUGCUGCAGGCCUUCAGCAACAAAGACGACCUGAGGGACUUCCUUCUUCAGAUCUUCACAGUGUUCAGGAUUCUUAUCCGACCAGAAAUGUUCAGUAAAGAUUGGACGGUCAUGCGGUUGGUCACCAACAACGUCAUCAUCACGACUGUCCUCUAUCUAUCGGACGCUCUGAGGAAAAACUUCCUCAACGACAAGUUUGACUACAAGGUGUGGGACUCGUACUUCUACCUGUCUGUGAUAUUUAUCAACCAGCCGUGUCUUCAGCUGGAGUCAUUCUCUCCGUCCAAGAGGAAGAAGAUAUUGGAGAAGUAUGGAGAUAUGAGGGUGAUGAUGGGAUGUGAGAUCUUCAGCAUGUGGCAGAAUUUAGGAGAACAUAAGCUGAAUUUCAUCCCAGCAAUGAUCGGCCCAUUCCUGGAGGUGACGCUGGUGCCGCAGCCUGAUCUGAGAAAUGUCAUGAUCCCCAUCUUCCACGACAUGAUGGAUUGGGAGCAGAGACGCAGUGGAAAUUUCAAGCAGGUGGAGGCCAAGCUGAUCGAUAAGCUGGACAGCCUGAUGUCUGACGGCAAAGGAGACGAGACCUACCGAGAACUCUUCAACAGCAUAAUUCCUCUGUUUGGUCCGUACCCUAGCCUCCUGAAGAAGAUUGAGCGAGAGACCUGGAGGGAGAGCGGAAUCUCUCUGAUCGCGACUGUCACUCGCCUAAUGGAGAGAUUGCUGGACUAUAGGGAUUGUAUGAAGCUGGGAGAGGUGGAUGGCAAAAAGAUUGGAUGCACUGUCAGUUUACUUAACUUCUACAAAACGGAGUUGAACAAGGAAGAGAUGUACAUCCGCUAUAUUCACAAACUGUACGACCUGCAUUUAAAAGCACAAAAUUACACAGAGGCGUCGUACACCCUGCUCCUCUACGAUGAGUUGCUGGAGUGGUCAGACAGGCCACUGAGAGAGUUCCUCAACUACCCGAUGCAAAGCGAGUGGCAAAGAAAAGAAUUUCUGCACAUCACCAUCAUCCAGAACUUUGACAGGGGGAAGUGUUGGGAGAACGGCAUCAUCUUGUGCAGAGAACUGGCUGACCAAUACGAGUCGUACUACGACUACAGGAACUUGAGUAAAAUGAGGAUGAUGGAAGCCUCUCUCUAUGACAAGAUCAUGGACCAGCAAAGACUAGAGCCCGAAUUCUUCCGAGUCGGUUUUUAUGGAAAGAAGUUUCCCUUUUUCUUACGGAAUAAGGAGUUUGUGUGCCGCGGCCACGACUACGAGAGGCUGGAAGCUUUCCAGCAGCGGAUGCUCAACGAGUUUCCCCACGCCAUCGCCAUGCAGCACGUCAACCAGCCCGACCAGACCAUAUACCAGGCAGACGCGCAGUACCUGCAGAUCUAUGCGGUGACCCCCAUUCCGGAGAGUCAGGAUGUGCUACAAAGAGACGGUGUGCCUGACAACAUCAAAAGUUUCUACAAGUUCAAUCACAUCUGGAGGUUCAGAUAUGACCGGCCCUUCCACAAGGGAACCAAAGACAAGGAGAACGAGUUCAAGAGCCUGUGGGUGGAGAGGACGACGCUGACUUUGGUCCAGAGUCUUCCAGGAAUCUCCCGCUGGUUCGAGGUGGAGAAACGAGAACUGGUGGAGGUAAGCCCGCUGGAGAAUGCCACCGAGGUGAUCGAGAACAAGAACCUCCAGUUACGGAUGUUGAUCACCCAGUGUCAGAGCCGGCAGAUGCAGAACAUCAACCCCCUCACCAUGUGCCUCAACGGGGUCAUCGACGCCGCCGUUAACGGCGGGCUGGCCCGCUACCAAGAGGCCUUUUUUGUGAAGGACUACAUUAUGAAUCACCCCGAGGACGGGGAGAAGAUUGGCCGACUGAGAGAGUUGAUGUUUGAACAGGCACACAUCCUGGAGUACGGUCUCGCUGUGCACGAGAAGUUUGUUCCUCAGGACAUGAGACCCCUCCACAAGAAGUUAGUGGACCAGUUUCAUCUGAUGAAAUCCAGUCUUGGCAUACAGGAGUUUCCACCAUAUGUGCGCGCGAGCCCAGUGCACUUCACCAACGGCAGCCCGCGUAGCUGCAGGAACUCUGUGCCCAGCAUCAUAAGCCCAGAAGGUGGCAGAGGGGUAACGAGGAGAAGCUACCCUGCGGUGAAUCGCUACUCCUCGUCUUCGCUGUCAUCUCAGGCCUCCAACGAAGUCAGUAACAUCACAGGCCAAUCAGAAAGCUCAGAUGAAGUCUUCAACAUGCAGCCCAGUCCUUCUACCUCGAGCCUCAGCUCCAAUCAUUCUGCCUCACCCAACGUCACCAGCUCAGCCCCGUCCAGUGCCAAAGGUUCGCCCCAGAUGGCGGAAAAGCACAAGCAUUCCAGAGAAAAUGCGUGUUUGUCUCCGCGGGAGAGGCCGGUCAGCGCCAUUUUUCCCAACCCCCUGGACUCUGCACAGAGAGCUGCUCCUCAUCAGAUAGGCGAUGCCACUUUACCACGGAGUGACCCCAACCUCUCAGCGCCAGACAAAGUGAGACCCACACCCAGUAGCUGGAGCCUAGACAGUGUCAAAGAGAGCAUGCCGUACUUCUCUGACUCUGUUGGCAAAUUGCUAUGUCCUCCUAUCCCUCCUAGACCACCGUACUCAGCAGGGUCCUCUGCGAAAAACAUGAGGUCACAGUCGCCUGUCCCCACGUCCAGAUCGCCACAAAAGACCUCAGUACCACCUUUCACCCCGUCUCCCACUGAGUGCCAGUCCACCAGCCUGGUGUCCAACUCCCCCGUUCUUUCCGGCAGCUACAGCAGCGGCAUCUCCUCCCUUAGUCGCUGCAGCGUGUCGGAAGCUUCCGGCACCGAGCUGCCUGCAGGCGAGCACCUGACCCACCCUCCGCCUCCACCCACAAACAUGCCGAACUCUGUCUCCAGCAGCUCGGACGAGCCCAUUCGCAGAGAGAACAAGACUCCACCUCCCUACAGCGUGUACGAGCGGAACAACCCUCGCAGGCCUGUGCCGCUGCCGCACAGCCUCUCCAUCCCGCCGCAGAUGGACCCCCCGGCCCUGCCGCCCAAGCCCCACCAGCUACGCACAGGCAGCAUGAAGCUGGACUCGUCUUCAGACCCUCGGGUGCCCAGACCCAGGCCUCUGCCCAGGAAGGUGUCCCAGCUAUAGGUGCUGUUUUGGAUCCUGGACUAUGGGCUUGUGGAGGAUGGUAGAUUACACAUGCUGGCAUAUUUUGCACUUUUUUACUGGGCACUCACUUCUUUUUUUCUGAUCUUCAUUUUCAUUCCUGACAUAAGACACAAGUAUACAGAUUAACAGGCAGUCAAAAGAAAAACAUAAAAGAGGAGGAGACGGUCAAAUAAUGACCUUCUUUUUAUCUCAUAUUUAUUGGAGGGCAUUGGAGGAGACUGAUUUUUGACAUACAGCAGGUCACCAUUUACCAGAACACUCUAGAAAAUACCGUUUUGAUAGAUAUAAUAAUCUAAAUAUGUGUAUAUUGGUAUAUAUGAAAAUUGUUUUUGCCUUAAGUAUUGGGAACAGAGUCUUUUUAUCCGUCAGUCUUGCACGUAUUUUUUAAUUUUUAAUAUUGUUUUUUUAACAGCUGUGUACAUUUGUAUACUGUGUGGCUAAAUAGGUGCUAAAGGCCUUGAGUAUGCAUUUCAGUCACGUGUAAUAGACGAGGGUGUGUUCCUGUAGCCAAAUCUACACAACCAAUGGUACAAAAAAAAAAAUGUUAUCACGUCCAACAACGUCCGAGUUGUUGGGAUCAAUAAAAUUCAUGAUUUUAAAAUUCACGCCAAUAUUCAGGCAUAGCCAGGGGGGGGGUGGCCUGACAAAAAUAGAAUUGGAUUGGCUGUAAUAUAUGUCAUCAUUUAAAUAAAGAUUGAAAAUUAUCUGCAUCUAUUUGUGUUCUUAACCCAGGUUAAUCGCCCAUUCUUACUCAUUAGGAUUGAAUUAUGGAUGAUUUUUAAAUUUCAUAAGUUAUGAAUAAAUUAUAAUCUACAGUCACUCAUCACUCUUCUUCAACCACUUAUCUGGGGCCGCGUCGUGGGGACCCCAAACUUCCUUUUCCUGGUCCACAUCAUCUACAGUGCUGUGCAAAAAUAGGCAAGAUUUAAUUAAAAUAAAUAAAUAAAUAAAUAGUAAAAUAAAGAUUACGCAAAAAUAUGGAAAAACUCAAAUAACUUACAAUAAAGAGUGGUAAACAUGGAAGACAAAACAAAAUAAACAAGUGAUGACCCUCUGGGUGAACUGCGUCACAUGGUCACAUUGUUGGUUAUUUUCUUUUAAAGUUUUUUAUUUUAUUUAUUGAUUUUUGUACAGUUAAUAUUUGGAAAUGUCACUUUGUCUUUUACUGAUGAAUCAAUCACAAAAACAUGAAAAGUAUCAAUUCUUACAAAACUACGAGGUUGAAUUAUGCACAGCACUGGUAUGGACAUUUCUACUUUUGUAAUUAAUAAUAAAAUGAUUGUCAUUACUAAAUUCAGUUUCACAGUACGUAUCACUAUAAAUAACUGAAUAUUCAUACUUAAUAAUGAUUUUGUGGAUGUCAGUGGGAUUAAAACGUGCCCGCUGGGUCACUGCCCCCCUUCCUUAAAAAAUCCUGCCGCCACUCCUGUUAGUGUAACAUUUCCACUUGCUGAAAAUAAACCUACAGUUCAGGUAACUUUUGCACAAUAAUGACAACAAUAGGCAUAAUAAUAUAUUGGACAGACUAAUGUGGUUACAAAAGUCUGUUUCAUUCCAAGAACACAUCUUAUUCCUACUGCACGAUGUAUAUUACAGAUUUUUAGGGGGUUACCAAGUAUUGUGCCAAAGGAAAAUGCACAAUGUGCUGUAAAGAUCAAAUUUUUUUAUUUUUAUUUUUAUUUUUAAACCAGGACCUUGAAUUUUGGAAAUGCUGAGACUGGAUUUUAAGAAAAUUUGAGAGGAGAUUUUUAAACCAAUUUUGUGUUGACACUCGUAAAUCCCAAUCUACCGAUCAACUGGAACUCAAGCACAAAUGAUAUUUCAACACUUUAUUUUACAACUAGUACUGUUAUUAUGAAGUGUGUUUGACAAAGCAGUAAUUAAGAAGAGUUUAACAUCUCGCCACGAUGUGCAACGGCAGAGUGCUCUUGAGAAAUGUUUGCAAACUAAUCGAGUAUUUUUACAGCUGACUGAGAUUAUAUAUGUUUGAUUAAAUGAAUGGAAGUGAGUUGACUGCACUAUAAAACUGCAUUGCAAAACUACAAUGACCUAAGUUUUUGAGGCAUGUGAAUUUUACUGUUUUGAGAAAUAGAAGAAAUUUUGCAUAAAAAUGUCACCAAUCAUACUCUGCCUUUUUUUCUUUUUUCUUUUUUUUUUGGAUGAACAAUUAGCUUUAGUAUUGUUUGUAUGUUUCAUUUUUGUAUGAUUAAUUUACAUUUUUUGAAUUUGUUGUGAAUUUUUGAGAUUAAAUAUUCACAUUAAUCAGUACUUGAGAACCUGUAAAUGAUGAGAUUAAUGUAAGUAUGCCAAAUAUAAAAUGUGUGUAUUACAAUUACUGUAAAUAUGGUGUUUUUAACAAAAUGUAGCUAUAACAGUUUACAGCUUUGAAUGUAAUGUUGAAGCAACAAAUGAUUAUUAUAAAUGUUCAAACUUUUAUGGUUUUUGUGAGUGUAGAUUCCUUACAAUCAUGCAUAAUGACGCCUACCACAAGUUCAAUAAAUUGGAAUACAAAUGGAAUAUUUA